UCACUGCGAAAAGACAGCUCACAGCAUACCGCAGCUCUCGGAGACUACCAAAGAUUUUGUUGUAUAUUUUUAAUUUUAGUCAGCGAUCAUGAGUAGCACGCAAUCUAGCACACGAUUUAGCGACGAAAACUAUAAAAACUGGUUGAAAACAGCCGAAAGUCUUUAUAUACUGAGGAAUCGCAUUCAAAACUUCAUUGAAAAGGAAACCGAAACUUACCACAACUCUCUCAGAAAUAAACAGGAGCUCAAUGGAAAGACUUGCCAUCAAAACUGCAAUGAUAAGGACAUUAAUCAGAAGUCUCUCUGUCAGUUGUGUGAAUGCUGGAGGAAAGAAAUUGUGGCCAAUCACAAUGGGAAAUAUGGUAUACACUGGAACAACUGCAAACCAAAUCUUUGGUCCAAAGAUAAAUGGGAAGUUGCCAAGGCGUACAUGCCGCGUGGGCACAGAGAACAUUGUGAGUUUUCUCACUUUGAUGUCGCUGCCAUUCUGAACUUCAUGAACUUCUGUAAACAUUUCAGUAAAAUUCAAGGGCAGCAUGUGAGAAAUGUAAUAACUGUACGGAACAAUGUGAUGCACUCCCCUGACUUAAAAAUGAGCAACGAGGACAUGAAAAAACAUCAUGGCACAAUUCUACAGCUGGCCAAGAUGCUUCAACCUCAUGUCCCUGAACUGGAAAGCUUGGAAGAGGAGAUAAAACAGUAUAAUAACACCUUGGAUCAGAAUUUCAAUAAACCCCUAUGUGAAGUAGAUGGCCAGCAGAUAAACGUCUAUACCCAGGAACUUCUGGACCGUGAGAACCAAGCCUUGAAAGACAAGAUUAAAGACAUCAUCUCAUGCUUUGAGGGGAACCAAGAUGAAAAUAUCAAUGACAAACUUCAAGACUUUAGGCAUAUCAUGGACUUCUUGGACCAAAACAAAGAUCUCCUGGAGAACCUGGGUCCUGAGGUCAACAAACUUAAAGAGAUACAAACAAAAGUAGAUGAGCACGAGGAAGAGAUCAGCACCCUGAAAGUCAGAGUGGAUCAACUGGAAAAGGUGAAACAAGAUCCAUUGCUUCCUGCCAUCCCACCUAGAUAUAAGAAUCAUCUUUAUGAGUUUUGUCGUGCAAAGAAAUGGCCCGAGCCUGUUUUUACAGAGACUCAAGAAGCCCAGGGUUAUAGGGGUAAGGUGACAGUGAAUGGCCAAAGUUUCACUGGCACAAGAGUUUUUAAUGACAAAAAGGCUGCCCAUCAGGAGGUAGCAUGCAUUGCCCUUGAACAGAUGAAAUCACAGGAAGAAAGCACGGAUGAACCAUCCUGUUCUGUUAUGCAGCCUGAGACGUCCUGUUCAUCUUCCUCAGGAAUUUACUUUGGCAAAGUAACCGUGGAUCUCAAUUUAGAAGUUGAGUCAGAAAGAUGCUCUUCAGCAGAGGAAGCAAGUGAAGCAGUUUAUAAGAUUUUAUGGGAAAGUUUUCACCUCAGCACUCCAGUACAAGGUCAGACACACAGGUCAUUAAUCUUGGAAUAUUUCAACACAAAUUAUUUCCAAAAACCAUCAGAACACUUUGUUCAAACUGACGACAACACAACUAGCUGCAAGCUCAAACUCAUUGGGCCUUUCACAUUUUAUGACAAAGAUGGCUCCACCAAGAAGAAACUGGCAGAUCAACAGGCAGCUAAAGUUGCCUUGCAGCAUCUAUCAGGUAUCUUCAAAUGUGCUCCAAUAUCAGAAUCGGAAAAGAACUUCAAAGGAAUUCUGAAGGAGUGUCUUGAGACAAGAGGUCUCAAAAGUCCCAACUAUACCACUUUGAAUAAUGCAGAGAUUAGUGAAGAACAGGUUCCCAUGAGCAUAAGCCCAGACCUGACAAAUUCUGUAGCAUCUAUUACUCAGGCAACAGAGAAGGAGCAUUCAAAGCUCAAGUCUGGCAACAUUUGCAAAUCAGCACAGCUUCCGUUAUUUCAAGAGGCAGUUUGUAUUCCUGUUUCUGUGCUGCCAGACCCUCAAGACUCCAGUUCUCCAGAUGUACUGAGGAAAAAGCCCCGGAUUGAUUGUCUAGGAAUCACUUUCUUUGGUAAAGUGACUGUAAAUCUCAAAGACGUUAUGUCUGAUAGAUGUUCUUCAAAGGAAGAAGCAGCUGAAUCAGCUUAUAAGAACUUAAUGGAAAGCUUUAGCAUCAAUGCUCCAGCAGAAGGUCAGACGUACAGAUCAGUGAUCGUUGAUUAUUUCGGCAAAUAUGAAGUACAACAACCAAAAGAAGAGUUUGUCGAUGACGACAACAACACAACAAUCUGCAUUCUGAAAUUAAACCCUUUUAAUUUUUACGACAAAGAUGGUUCCACCAAGAAGAAACAGGCAGAGCAACAGGCAGCUAGUGUUGCUCUUGAUCAUCUAUCAGGGAUCCUCAACCGUGCUCCUGUAUCAGACGAUAAGAAGAACUUCAAAGGUGUUUUGAAGGAGUUUCUAGAGUCACUGGGUCAUAGUAAUCCCAUCUACGACACUAAAGAGCAUAAAGGGGAAAUCAGUGAAGAGCCUGGGACUAGCGGCAUGACCCCAAUACUUUCAAACUUAUCUAUCAGUCAUGCAGCAGUAAUGGAGAAUGUUGGGUUUAAAAGCAUCUCCACAUCAGGGCAUCUCCCAAUUUGCCAAGAGUCAGUUAAUGUUUCUCCAGACAAUUCUGAAGCCUCAAUGAGGAAAAAGCCCAGGAUUGAUUGUCCAGAAAUAAAUGAGCUGCUUCGUUUAUACAACCUCCUGCCACCACAUGUCAAGGUGGAGACCAUGAAGUGUGAUCAGAGUUUUAAAUGUAUUGUGAAAAUCAAUUUGGAAGAAUUUACUUGUGCUAACAAGCAAGGUUAUGACACCAAGAAAGAAGCCAUUCGAAAAACCUACCUGUUGUUUGGCUGUGCAGUAUCAAUUCUGAAUAGUACAGAUGAAAAAACAUCGAUUGCUAUGGUGAAGAUGCGCUUUUCUCAGAAUUCUCUUCCUCUCCCCCAGGAAGAUGUUGAAGGUUCUUCAAAGUUGUUUUACUGCUCACUAAAGAACAUAAAUUACACAGUUGACUAUGACGGAGAAGGGUCCUCAGAGGAUGAAGCCAGGUUACUUGCUCUCCAGAAAGCCUUACGUUUUCUAUCACCUCUUUUUAAUUAUCCUUCCCUACCUGGUACUGGUCAUCCUGAAGAGGUUCUGAAUCAGUUGAGCUCUAUCCUAAAGGGAGCCAGUCAGAAAGAUCCUGUUGUUUCCCUGGUUGUUACGAACAAGGCCUGUGUCCAGCUGUCUUUCUGUGACUAUACAAUGAAGUGCACAUGCAAAAGUUCAAAGAAAGCAGCUCGAAAUCAUAUCAGUGCACGAAUACUGGGACUUCUAGGGAUGGAAACAGAUGCAAAUUACGCAAAUUUGAAAAACCAAUUGGAUGUGUGGUUUACAAAGAAUAGCCCGCCAAAACCAGUGUUUGAGGACACAGAAGUGACUGGAGCAAUAGCUACUUUCUCUGUUCAAAUAACCAGCUGCAGUCCAGACUGGGAGGACAGUUGGGAAACUGCAAAGAUGAAACUGCUUGAAGUGCUGAAGAACAGAUUUCAGUUUCUGGAUGACAAAAACAACUGAAAUCCAUGCAAGAU
This is a messenger RNA of Danio aesculapii, 3594 nucleotides long. RefSeq lists its product as uncharacterized. NCBI's taxonomy places the organism in Eukaryota, Metazoa, Chordata, Actinopteri, Cypriniformes, Danionidae. The coding region runs from base 89 to 3580 and encodes 1163 amino acids. The record is from RefSeq and is a predicted model, not a curated record. The transcript is spliced from 20 exons.